AUUAAACCAAAGGGGUUCUCGUCCCUUGAAAGGAAAAUGGAACUAGCUUACACUUUGUUUCUUAUCAUAUUGUAUUUAUUGAUUGCUCCUUUGGCCCUGGUCUUCGUUUGGGCCGUUUACUACGACCUUUCUACAUCAGAGAUCCCUCCAGGAAUUGACCAGCCUUUGAAGCUCAGAAUCCUUCACUGGUUACUGAUUAUUUCGGCCUCUCUGGGGAAGAUUUUGGAGAGUCUUUGCUUCUGCUCUCAAAUCCAUUUCAUCCGCUUCAUCCAAGAAGGCAAAAAACUGGGAGAAGAUCCCAAACUCUGGAUUCAGGAUCUCAUGUUUGAAGAUAUCCCAGUGAGGGUUUACCAGCCAAGAGAGCCCAAGUCAGAACGAAGGAAAGGAGUCGUCUAUUUCCACGGAGGGGGCUGGAUGUUUGGCAGUAUCAAUUCAUACGACCACGUUUGCCGGUACAUUGCCAAAGAAAGCGAUUCGGUGGUUGUAUCUGUUGGAUAUAAUCUAGCCCCUGAGCAGAAGUAUCCAUCCCAGUUCUAUGAGUGUCUGGCUGCCACUGCGCAUUUUUUGAAGAGAGCAGACGACUACGGCGUGGAUCCCGCUCGCAUUAUCGUUGGCGGAGACAGCGUUGGGGGGAAUUUCACGGCUUCCGUUUGCCAAGCUUUAGUGAGCCGAACGGAUCUGGCAAAGCCGCUUGCUCAGAUAUUGAUCUAUCCUGGUCUUCAGGCGAUCGACUUCAACCUACCUUCUUACCAACAGAACCGAGCCGUCCCCAUCUUGUACCGAGAACAUGUCAUCUGUUCUGCUUUGAGGUACCUCAAUAAAGAUUUGUCCGUGUUGGACAGCGUCGUGCGAGGGUGCCACGUUCCGACAGACAUCAAAAUGAGAUUUGGGAAAUGUAUCAACUCCGAGAACAUCCCGCAAGAAUUCAAGGCCAGAGGAUUCGAGCCAUCGCAGGCUGCGUCCUUCGUAGAUGAUGUCUAUGAGGUGGUGAAGCAAGCGUUGGAGGCCACCUUCUCUCCCCUUAUGGCAGAAGAUGCUGUUCUUUCCCAACUUCCCAAGGCUUGCAUUGUAACUUGUGAAUAUGACGUUCUACGGGAUGACGGGAUUCUUUACAAGAAACGACUGGAGGACAAUGGGGUGCCCGUCACUUGGUACCACAUUGAAGAUGGAUUCCAUGGGGUGAUCAACUUUUUCAACGGGCUUUUGUCAUUCCCUUCGGGCAAAAAAGGGGUGGACAGCAUUGUAACUUUUAUUAGGAGUUCAUAACAUGACGUCUGAUUAAAUUAAGAUUGGUAGGCCUGGCUGCUCAUGGUGGAUAAAAACUCAGAAAUAUAGCUUGGGAGGAGGGAAAGUAAAACAGACAUUGGGAGUGUUUUGGGCCUGGGUUCAUCUCCAGCACUUCCAAACCGAGAAGACGGGAGCAAAAAGAUACUCUACUGAGAAUGCAUUCUGACAGGAAGGUCAUAUAUAUGGGACUGCCUAUUAGAAACUGAUGCCCACAUUCCCAAACCAUUCCCCAUAAAGACAUAUGCUGCAUUUAUGUAGGAACAAGUGCUCCAAAACAUGCAUAAAAACCAACCAUCUCUCCACUGAGAAACAUCCGUUGUUCUGUGUGCACAUUUCUUUAUUUAGAGUUAUCGUACCUCUUUCUCUCCAUUACUCUGAGUCUCAAGCCUAGGUGGAUAACCCCAGUGUUUUUUUUAAAUGCAGUGAAAUAGUAUAACACCUGCAAUAAACAAUGAGAUAAAUCCGGAUGACAAAAUCAGAGAAAAGUACAGACAAAUGGUAUGCUGUAUUCAAUAAAUGAUUCAAUUAAAAACCAGCGCGAUUUGUAGGUUUUCCUCGCUGAGCACAGGAUGGUGGGUCCCAGAAAAAGGUAAGUUUUGCUCAUUUAGAAAUCAAACUAUGCCAGUGUGAUGUAUGUAGUUGUUAGCCAAUGUGGUGUAGUGUUUACAAAUGGUGGACUUUAAUCUGGAGAACUGGGU
Molecule: messenger RNA, 1985 nt
Organism: Sphaerodactylus townsendi
Lineage: Eukaryota; Metazoa; Chordata; Lepidosauria; Squamata; Sphaerodactylidae
Product: arylacetamide deacetylase-like 4
Exons: 4
Coding region: 37-1266 (409 amino acids)
Cellular component (GO): membrane
Molecular function (GO): carboxylic ester hydrolase activity
Source: RefSeq, a predicted model, not a curated record